Messenger RNA from Calliphora vicina (urban bluebottle blowfly), 1099 nucleotides. It is a transcript of the gene Prp38, whose product is annotated as pre-mRNA processing factor 38. The coding region runs from base 66 to 1043 and encodes 325 amino acids. The record is from RefSeq and is a predicted model, not a curated record. Gene Ontology annotation, cellular component: precatalytic spliceosome. NCBI's taxonomy places the organism in Eukaryota, Metazoa, Arthropoda, Insecta, Diptera, Calliphoridae. The transcript has a single exon.
GGUUAAAAGAAAAUCGUGAUUUUUUUAUAAGUUUUUCGUAAAUGUUUUAAAAUUAUUGAAUAAAAAUGGCCAAUCGCACAGUUAAGGAGGCCAAAAAUAUACAUGGCACAAAUCCGCAGUAUCUCAUUGAAAAAAUUAUUCGGUCUCGCAUUUACGAUUCCAAAUAUUGGAAGGAACAAUGUUUUGCUUUAACUGCGGAACUUUUAGUGGACAAAGCUAUGGAAUUACGUUAUAUAGGAGGUGUAUAUGGUGGAAACAUUAAACCAACACAGUUUCUCUGCCUAACAUUGAAAAUGUUACAAAUACAACCGGAGAAAGAUAUUGUUGUGGAGUUCAUAAAAAAUGAAGAAUUCAAGUACGUUCGAGCUCUGGGUGCAUUUUAUCUACGUUUAACUGGCAGCGCAUUGGAUUGUUACAAGUACUUGGAACCUUUGUAUAUAGAUAACCGCAAACUGCGGAGACAAAAUCGAGUGGGUCAAUACGAAAUCGUGUACAUGGACGAAUUUAUCGAUGAGCUUUUGAGAAGUGACCGAGUUUGUGAUAUUAUUUUGCCGCGCAUACAGAAACGAUCAGUUUUGGAAGAAAAUAAUGAACUGGAACCUAAAGUAUCUGUAUUAGACGAAGAUCUCGACGAAGAUUUAGUAAGCGAAGAAGAGAAUGUGGAAGAAGAAAAUGAAACAAAGGGAAAAUCUCUGAAAAAAUCAAGAAAAGAUCAUUCAAAAUCAAGAUCAUUAUCUCCUAAUCGUCGUGAUGAAAGUAUUGGAGCCGGACCAAGCCAUAGUAGUCGAUCUCGCGAAUACAACGAAGACCUAGAACGCUAUCAACGUGAACGAGAAAGAGAUCGUCGUGAUUAUGAUAGAAGUCGGAAUGAUCAUCGUUACGAUGAACAUGAACGGGAUAGAGAAAGGGAGCGCGAUCGUAUUAGGGAUCGUGGUGACAAUCGUCGAAGAGAUGAUUAUACAGAUGAUCGCUAUGACCGUCGUGAUGAUUAUCGUAGUGAACGUGGUCGACAUGACCGCGACCGAAGAGAUCGACGUUAUUAAAAUAUGUGUAAUAAUUGAUAAUUAUUUAAUAAACCAUUUUUUUAAGUAAUCCUAAA